AUGGAUAGCAUUUUGAGCCAAUCCAUAGUACUCCCACUACUACUACUCCUCGCUUCUUCCUAUGCAUCUGCCCACAUCCCACGCCUUGGCGUCCAAAGAAGGGCAUCCCGAAACAAGCCCCAACAAGCUAGCACACUCGACGGUCUAGCCACUUUUUAUUACAAACAACCACUCGAUCACUUCAAUUAUCAGCCUCAAAGCUAUGACACGUUUGAUCAACGAUACGUUAUUGAUUUCAAAUACUGGCAAGGUGUGAAUCUCAAUGCUCCCAUCAUUGUUGGUUUCGGUUCCGAAGGAGAUGUCGAAGAUGACAUAUCGUUUCUGGACUUUCCCAUUCGUAUUGCGUCUCGAUACAAGGCUAUGCUUGUGUAUUUAGAGCAUCGAUUUUAUGGGAAUUCAGUACCAUUUGGUUCGAUAGAGAAGGCUAUGAAAAAUGCGAGUGUUCGAGGAUAUUUGAAUUCGGCUCAAGCCUUAGCUGAUUAUGCCGAAAUGCUUUUGCAUAUCAAGAAAAUGUUUGCUUCUCAAACUUCUCCUAUCAUUGUCAUUGGAGCCUCCUAUGGUGGAAUUUUCCAUGAUCAUAAUCGAGUAUGCCAUGGAUACACAGUGCUAGCUUCAUGGUUUAGGCUAAAGUAUCCCCACAUCGCUCUUGGAGCCCUGGCUUCUUCAGCCCCAAUCCUUUACUUCGACAACAUCACACCUCAAGACGGAUAUUACUCCAUCGUCUCCAAGUCAUUCAAAGAAACCAGCCAAACAUGCCACGAAACCAUACGAAGAUCGUGGGCUGAAGUCGAUCGAAUCGCGAACAACAAGCCAGAAGGGCUCAUGAUUUUGAGCAAAAGAUUCAAAACUUGUGAGAAAUUGAAUGGAAGUGAUGAGCUGAAGUACUAUCUGGACCAUGUUUUUACGUCCGCAGCUCAGUACAACAACCCGCAUGAGAAGCCAGUGAGAGGCAUAUGUGCGGCCAUUGAUGAAGCGGCAAGGAAAAACAGCGACGUGAUUGAGCAGGUGGUUGCUGGGGUCAUUGCUUUCAUGGGGGAGAGGGAUUGUUACGAUGUGUUUGAAUCUGGGCAUCCCGAUAAUCCUAUUGAUCCUUUUACAUGGCAGGAGUACAGCGAGAUCGUAAUGCCCAUUGGUGUUAGCGGCAAGGACAAAGACUCGAUGUUCCCAACGGCACCUUUUGAUUUCAACAAAUUUAAGAAGGAUUGCAAAGCUUUGUAUGGGGUUAUUAUUUUCUCUAAUGGCCUCAAAGAUCCUUACAGCAGUGGAGGGGUAUUGCAUAAUAUAUCUGAGAGCAUUGUUGCUAUUUCCACGGCUGAAGGCUCCCAUUGCUUAGACUUACAAGAAGGGAUGGAGGAUGAUCCUGAAUGGUUGAUAAGCCAAAGGAAGGCCGAAAUGGAUAUAAUUGAUGCUUGGAUCUCGAAGUAUUACGUCGAUCUCUUGCAAUCCAACUAAACUCUUGAUGCCCAUUGAUAUGUGUACUCAAGAACGUCUAAAUUCGUUCUAAUAAAUCCUUUUUAAAU
Molecule: messenger RNA, 1520 nt
Organism: Cucurbita pepo subsp. pepo (vegetable marrow)
Lineage: Eukaryota; Viridiplantae; Streptophyta; Magnoliopsida; Cucurbitales; Cucurbitaceae
Source: RefSeq, a predicted model, not a curated record